UUAGGGAUCUAUUGUUCCUUGUCUUAUUGGUGCCAAACCUCAUUCUGUCUAAUGAAGGUGCCAAGAGAGAAAGAGACACAGAGGACAGCCUGAGGAUCCCUCCGUCCUGCAUCGACCAGGAUUACCUCUCCUGGACAUACCGGUGUCGACAAAAGCAAUAUAAGGCGCACACUUCUUCACCUCGUGGCUUCUUUUGGAUCCUGCUGCCUGCAUUGGGAAGUACUGUGCUUGCGGUGCAGUGGCCAUGGGGCUGGCCGGCGGAGCUGUUGGGAUGUUGGGGGUCCUGAAAAGGGUCGCGUUGCUCUGGAGGUUAGCGCUGCUCUUUUUCUCCAUCUGGGAACUGAAUGCACAAACCGCAGUGGCAACUAAGCCCAGGUACAUCUGGCAAACAGGACCAUGGGGUCGAUGCAUGGGCAGUGAGUGUGGGCCAGGUGGUAGCCAGAGCAGAGCGGUAUGGUGCGCACACGCUGAAGGUUGGACCACCCUACACACAAACUGCAACCAGGGCGAGCGACCGAACAACCAGCAGAGUUGCUUCAGAGUGUGUGACUGGCACAAAGAUCUGUAUGACUGGCAACUGGGAGCAUGGAACCAGUGCGUCCCUGUGUCAAUGCGCAGUGCAGGUGUGCAACGGCCCACCGUAUGCACCCGAGGAGACGAGGGCAUUCAGACCCGAGAAGUGGGCUGUGUCCAGAAAGCAAAUGGCGAGCCUGCAGAGGACGCAAUUUGUGAAUACUUUGAACCCAAACCUCGUCUGGAGCAAGCUUGUCUGAUCCCUUGCCCUCGGGAUUGUGUGGUGUCUGAGUUCAGUCCGUGGACAUCCUGUUCUAAGACCUGUGGGAUAGGUUUGCAAAACAGAAUUCGCAUUGUUCUUGCUCCCCCAUUAUUUGGGGGGUCAGCAUGCCCAAACCUGACAGAGUUUCAGACCUGUCAGCCAGGACCAUGUGAGGGAGAAGAGAGCCAAUACAGUCUGCGGGUUGGACCCUGGGGGCUCUGCUCUGUGCCAGCCUCAAGGCAGGCCAGGGAAGCUAACAAACCAUCCAGUGAGACUGAGCAGCCAUCCAGAGACAGCGAUAAACCCCCAAGUGAUGGUGGCAAACAGGCUGGAGAGGACAAAAAGCAAUCCAAAAGAGGCGACAAACGGCCCAAAGUAGGUGACAAGAAGUCGAUUCAGGGUGAUGACGUUUCCAAAGAUGGAGACAAACCACCAAGAUCCACCAGGAAACUGGGCAAGGGCAACGGAAAUCCAGACAGACCGUCCCGACAGGCCGACCGGCCCAAACGACAGAGAAAACUUAAAAACAAGGCCAAAAAAGAGAAAAUCAGAGAGAAAGUCCGAGAGAAAUUGAGGGAGAGAGGAAAGGUAAAAGAUCCUGGGACCAGAGAGCUCACCAAAAAGAAUCGAAACAGGAACCGUCAGAAUCGCCCGGGAGGAAAGUCCUGGGACCUGCAAAUUGGAUACCAGACAAGAGAAGUCACCUGUGUACACAAGAGUGGAAAUGUUGAACCUCUAAGCCUUUGCUCCCAUGAAUCGCUUCCAGUGACCUACCAAGCAUGUGUCAUGACCAAAGACUGUGAUGUGACCGACUGGUCUGAGUGGUCAGCUUGCUCUCAGGAGUGCUACGACCCCAACGGGCCCAAGGGAGAGCAGACACGGACGCGAAAAGUCAGCCAGUUCCCCAUUGGAGGAGGAGCUGAGUGUCCAGAGUUGGAGGAGAAGCAGCCGUGCAGUCCCCAAGGAGAAACAGUGGCGCCCUGCAUCGUUUACAGCUGGAAGACGACUGAGUGGACGGAGUGCAGGGUGGAUAUGCUGCUGAGCCAACAGGAUCGUCGCAGAGGGAACCAAACAGGCUUGUGUGGGGGUGGCUUUCAGACUCGGGAGGUUUACUGUGUGCAGGCCAGUGCAGAUACGCCAUCCAACCUCAGUUCUCUCAAAAGCAAAGAAGUAUUGCGGCCAGUGGACAGUGAUCUGUGUGUGGGGGUUGCCCCCAACACCACCCAACUCUGCCAUAUCAACUGUCCGGUCCAGUGUGAGGUAUCGUCCUGGACUGCCUGGGGACCCUGCACCUAUGAAAACUGUCAAGAUCAAAGUGCGAAGAAAGGUUUCAAAAUGAGGAAGAGGAAGAUUGUUAACGAUCCAACGGGCGGAACAGGGAACUGCCCACACCUGGUGGAAGCGAUACCAUGCGAAGACCCCAGCUGCUAUGACUGGCUGGUGGUCAAACUGGAAGAGUGCAUCCCCGAUAAUGAGAAGGAAUGUGGGCCAGGAACACAGAAUCCCCAAGUCCAGUGUGUCACCAGUGACGGUGAACAUGUGGAAAGACAGCUAUGCCGGGAUGCCAUCCUUCCCAUGCCGGUCAUCUGCGAGGUGCCUUGCCCCAAGGACUGUGCCCUCAGCCCUUGGACAUCUUGGUCCCUCUGCUCUCACACCUGUUCUGGAAAAAAUACAGAGGGGAAGCAGACCAGAACUCGCUCCAUUUUGGCGUAUAAUGCAGGAGAAGGUGGAAUCCAGUGUCCCAACAUCAGUGCCUUGCAGGAAGUGAGGAGCUGCAACGAGCAUCCGUGUACUGUGUACCACUGGCAGACUGCUCCAUGGGGACAAUGCAUAGAGGACUCCUCCAUCCCAGCCACCAACACAUCCGUGGGUCGAGGACGAGGAAAUGAGGCUUCUUGCUCUGUGGGGAUGCAAACCCGGAAAGUCAUGUGUGUCCGGGUCAAUGUGGGCCAGGUUCCUCCCAAAAAGUGUCCAGAGAGCCUGCGCCCAGACACUGUCAGGCCCUGCCUGCUGCCAUGCAAGAGAGACUGUAUCGUCACCCCUUACAGUGACUGGAGCCCCUGUCCUGCAGUAUGCCAAACAGGUGGUAAGACUAAGAAAAAGCAGUACAGAAAACGCAUCAUCAUCCAGUUACCAGCCAAUGGAGGGCAGGACUGUCCAGAAGUGCUGACUCAGGAUAGGGAGUGUGAGGCUCCCUCUGUCUGUCCAGGAUACAGAUGGAAAACACAUAAAUGGCGGAGAUGUCAAAUGGUUCCGUGGUCAGUUCGUCAGGACAGCCCCGGAUCGGAGGAAACUUGUGGUGCAGGCCUACAGGUUCGAGCGGUUUCGUGCCGGAAGCGAGUGGGUGGACAGGCAGAUGUGGAAGCUUGUCUCAAGUUGUCCAGCUCCAUGCCACCUCUCACCCAGCCGUGCCAGGUGCCGUGCCAGGAGGACUGCCAACUGAGCAACUGGUCCAAGUUCUCCUCUUGCACAGCCGACUGUGUGGGUGUCAGAGUGCGCAAAAGGAUUCUGAUGGGUAAGAGCAAAAAGCGAGACCAGUGUAAGAACCACCAGAUGUAUCCACUGAGUGAGACCCAGUACUGCCCGUGCAACAAGUACAACGCCCAGCCUGUGGGCAACUGGUCCGACUGUAUUCUAUCAGAGGGCAGCCGCAUGGAAGGACAACUGGGCAUGAAGGUCCAGGGCGAUAUCAAGGAGUGUGGUCAGGGGUAUCGAUACCAGGCCAUGGUUUGCUAUGACCAGGAUAACCGCAUUGUGGAGACGUCACGCUGCAACAGUCACGGUUACAUUGAAGAGGCUUGCAUCAUUCCCUGCCCGUCUGAUUGUAAACUCAGCGAGUGGUCCAACUGGUCUCGAUGCAGCAAGUCGUGUGGCAGCGGGGUCAAAGUGCGCUCCAAGUGGCUCCGGGAAAAGCCGUACAACAGCGGAAGGCCGUGCCCUAAACUAGACCAUGUCAACCAGGCACAAGUGUAUGAAGUGGUGCCUUGCCUCAGUGACUGUGGGCAGUAUGUCUGGGUGGCAGAGCCGUGGAGCGUAUGGAAAGUUAGCAACGUGGACCUGAAGAACAACUGUGGUGAAGGAGUGCAGACCAGAAAAGUCCGGUGUAUGCUGAACACCAUUGACGGGCCCUCGGAGCCGGUGGAGGACUACCUGUGUGACCCUGAGGAGAUGCCUCUGGGUGCUCGUAACAGCCGCUUGCCCUGCCCAGAGGAUUGUGUGUUGUCAGACUGGGGGGCCUGGAGUCCAUGCUCACUGCCAUGUAAUGGGAACAGCACGCGAGAGAGGAGGGCUUACCUCCUCCGUCAGCCAGGAGAGGAGAAGGAGUGUCCUCCAAGCACAGAAACGGAGUCUUGCAAACUCAAUAGCAAUUGCUUCCACUAUUCCUACAACAUCACUGACUGGAGUACCUGUCAGCUGAGUGAUCGAGCAGUCUGUGGAAAUGGUAUCAAGACCCGUAUGCUGGACUGUGUGCGCAGUGACGGAAAAUCUGUCGACCUUACGUUUUGUAAAGAGCUGGGCCUGGAGAGGAAGUGGCAGAUGAACGCAUCCUGUGUGGUGGAGUGUCCUGUCAACUGCCAGUUGUCCGAGUGGUCGGCGUGGUCCGACUGUACACACAAGUGUGGACUCCAAGGUAAGAUGUGGAGAAAGCGGACAGUGAUCCAGGCUCCCCAAGGCGAUGGGAGGCCAUGCCCAUCGCAGAUGGAGCAGUGGAAGCCGUGUCUGGUGAAGCCCUGCUAUACGUGGAGAUACAGCACCUGGUCUGAAUGCAAGUCGGAGGGGGCGAGGUGUGGUGACGGCUUGCGCUUUAGGAACGUGUCAUGCUUCGUGUCUGAUGGAUCGGAUCUGCAGAGGAGUGUCGUGGACGACGAGUUGUGUGGAGAUCUGGAGCCUGUGGUGGAUGGAGAUCCACAGAUCAUACUGCAGGAGUCCUGCACUGUACCUUGUCCAGGAGAAUGCUACCUGACGGACUGGACCGGUUGGAGUCCGUGUCAGUUAAGCUGCGUGGGUGGGGACGAUCUGGGUUUUGGCUCAGUCCAAGUCCGCUCUCGGGCCGUUGUGGCUCAAGACCCUGAAAAUCUGCUUCAGUGUCCCGAGCAGGAGCUUGAGGCCCGGCCAUGUACAGAGGGACAGUGUUUAGAAUACAAGUGGCAAGCUGGACCAUGGAGAGGCUCAUCACGCCGUGUAUGGUGCCAGCGCUCAGAUGGCUUGAACGUCACAGGCGGCUGCCCAGCAACGACCAAGCCAUUGGCUGACAGAUCAUGUGACCCGGCCUGCACCAAGCCUCGUUCCUUCUGUACAGAGGCGGGUGUCUGUGGCUGUGAGGAGGGCUACACAGAAGUCAUGACCUCUGACGGCCUACUUGACCAGUGCACCGUCAUCCCAGUGCUGGAGAUCCCCACCACCGGAGACAACAAAGCAGAUGUCAAGACCAUCCGAGCCUUCAACCCCACACAGCCGGCAGUCAGCCCACCAGGCAGGGUGGGACGCACCUGGUUUCUGCAGCCCUUUGGUCCAGACGGCAAGCUGAAGACGUGGGUGUACGGCGUAGCGGCAGGAGUGUUUGUCCUGCUGGUCUUCAUCAUCUCAAUGACGUACUUAGCAUGCAAGAAGCCAAAGAAACCACAGCGACGACAGAUGAACAACAGGCUGAAGCCCCUGACGCUGGCCUAUGAUGGAGACGCCGACAUGUAGACGUGUUGUCGACCGUGCGGAUCUGCAGACAACCUCGGACACAACAUCAACAAUCACGAUCCAUGCUCAUAGCAGCCUUUUUCUUUUACACUGGAGCCUCGGUAUUCGUCACUAAGGUCAGACAAAAACCAAAAUGUAGGAAAAGCGCUCAAAACCAUAUCUGCAGCUCGCUGAGUCAUCUACACUUAAAUAUGGUUCUAAACUAUAACAAAUGAUGUGAACUUCCUCUUUAUCUGUACAUCCUUCCAGGUGCUUUUGGCAGGCCCUGAUGCAUAUGUUAGGGGUACACGUUAAACUUAAGGAAUUUAGCAAAACAUGUUAUAAUAAUAAUUAUUAUUAAUUAUAAUUAAUAGAACAACUGUUAUAGAACCUCAUGUCAAGUUGAUGUCUUCUUUAGUGCAAAUGGAGUUCACAGAAAGAGGGGUCCCAAAACCCCCAAAACGUUUAUACCCCGGUGUCCCUGUGUCAGAACCUUUACAUUACAAUCCUAUUGUAACAAACGCCAUCUUCUUACAACUCCAACUUCUUUAUUGAGUUGUUUUAUGAGCAAGUGAACCACACACACACACACACACACACACACACACACACACACACACACAUAAUAAAAGUGAUUAAAGGAUUCCCAGGCUGGAAUCUGUCCACAGUGCCCCAACUCUGAAAGAACCACCAUUCUUCACAGAGAUGUGGAUGCAUUGUUAGGCCACUUAAUUCCACACAAUGGUACGCGAGCAAACAGACUACUUUGUCUGCAAUGAAUAAAUAAAUAAAUCCUAUAAAACCCGAGGUUCCAUCGCAUUUUUGUAUCUGUAGUGUUUUGUUGCACAAGAGCCUUCAUAACUUUUAUAUGCCUUCAAUUCUAUGUGCUCUUUUACGUCAAGCUACCCACCAACCUACCCAUUGGUUGGGUCACAGCUGAGCGGUCAUGGUUGAUUUAUUUUGUAUUUUAUUUAUGAUAAACUGGGCCCUGAAGAGUAUGAACCUCGCAGUCCCGCUAUUUUCUGCCUUUUUUUUGUUUUCCUGGCAUCAUUUUGCACUAUAUUAGUGCAGCGUGUUGUACUCAUGUCUCACUUCCUGUCUCAAACAAGCCGGUGGGCGAUGGAGUUGCUUGCUUGCAGCCCGAUCUCACUCCCAUUGCCUCUUAUACAGUAUGUGAUAUGAUGGCAUUCUGUAAAUAGGAUGUUUGUUUUUUCUCUGUCAACUUGUACAGCUUUUCUUCUCAAGCUCUUGAAGAUUUGUACUUUUGUAGAAGAGUGUGAUGGAAGCCACGGGGGGCGCAUUGGGACGGGAGGUUGACAAGGGCGACCAAAACAUUUCACAUGAAGGAUGGACUGACUCAGAAAGAAUGAGGGCCCUGUUACCUUCGAUUUCGAUCUUACUUCCUCUGGAGGUAUGAUAUUUUCUAUUAUGCUUCAUUUUCCACUGGCUUCAGCUCUCGUCUCUCUUGUCAUAACUUCUGUCAAAAAGUCUUUAUUUAUAAGCAUCGCUAGCUCUGCCCGAGGCAUUAAGAAUUUUAGUACGGCCUCAUGGAAAUCAUUUUUUUGGCCCAUAUUUUGAAAUAUGACAAUACACCGUCUUUAACAUCAGCAUCGUUUCCCUGAACUUUAUGUUGAGACCUGACGAUAGAAAUGUUCCCAUAAUGCUUUGAUAUUUCAGGAUUAAGACUAUUCAAUUAUGUCAGGCUCAUCUGAAAUGGUUCCCACGGCUGAGAAGGUUAUACUGUACAUGAAUACAUUACUCACAAAAACAACACCCAACCCUAACCCCCAUAACUCCCUCCUAAACGCCAACCCCCAACCCUACCCCGAACUCCCUCUUAUCCCUAACCCCCUAACCUUACCUUAACUACCUCCUAAUCCAAACCCCCUAGCUCCCUCUUAUCCCUAACAGCCUAAUCCUUAACCCCUUAACUCCUUCCCAAACCCUAGCCCCCUAACCCUACCCUUAAAUCCCCCUUAACUCGCUAACCCUAGCCCUAACUCCCUCCUAAACCUAACCCCAAAUCCUACCCUAAUGCCCUAAACCUAACGCCAACCCUCUAACCCUACCCUAUGCCCUAACUAUAACCCCCAACCUGGUGUUAGGGUAGGGUUAAGGUUAGGAGGGAGAUGGGGUAGAGUUAGGGAAUUAGGGCCUCAGGGUAGGGUUAGGAAUAGAAGGGUGUUAGGGGUGGGGUUAGGAGGGAGUUAGGGGUAAGGUUAGGGGGUUAAGGUUAAGGUAUCCUAACACCCUACCCUAACACCAUCCUAUCCCUAACCCACUAACCCUACCCCGUUUAGAGAGUUAGGGGGUUAGGGUGUUAUGGUUAGGAGGGAGUGUUAGUGAGUAGUGCAUAUGUAUGUACAGUACAUAUACAAGUAUAUAUGAAUGUAUACUGUAUGUAUGUACAUUCAUAUAGUCUGUGAAUUCAUGCAACCAAAUGGCGACUCUCUCAAGUAAACAUUUUUGAAGCAUUGAAACAACGGAUGUCACAUCUCUC
Molecule: messenger RNA, 7946 nt
Organism: Dunckerocampus dactyliophorus (ringed pipefish)
Lineage: Eukaryota; Metazoa; Chordata; Actinopteri; Syngnathiformes; Syngnathidae
Gene: thsd7aa
Product: thrombospondin, type I, domain containing 7Aa
Exons: 28
Coding region: 245-5467 (1740 amino acids)
Biological process (GO): actin cytoskeleton organization
Cellular component (GO): plasma membrane
Source: RefSeq, a predicted model, not a curated record